Messenger RNA from Oryctolagus cuniculus (rabbit), 550 nucleotides. Lineage: Eukaryota; Metazoa; Chordata; Mammalia; Lagomorpha; Leporidae. The record is from RefSeq and is a predicted model, not a curated record.
GACUGACCGGCUGGGCACGUUCACGCACAAGGAGUUCGAGCAGCUUGCCCCCGUGAUGGACGGCUUCAGCCUCAUGACCUACGACUACUCCACGUCGCAGCAGCCUGGCCCCAAUGCCCCCCUGUCCUGGGUUCGAGCCUGUGUCCAGGUUCUGGACCCCAAGUCCAUGUGGCGCAGCAAGAUCCUUCUGGGGCUCAACUUCUACGGCAUGGACUACGCGGCCUCGAAGGACGCCCGCGAGCCCGUCACUGGGCCCAGGUACAUCCAGACCCUGAAGGACCACAAGCCGCGGCUGGUGUGGGACAGCCAGGCCGCAGAGCACGCCUUCGAGUACAAGAAGAGCCGAGGUGGGAGGCACGUCGUCUUCUACCCCACCCUGCAGUCUCUGCAGGUGCGGCUGGAGCUGGCCAGGGAGCUGGGCGUCGGGGUCUCCAUCUGGGAGCUGGGUCAGGGUCUGGACUACUUCUACGACCUGCUCUAGGCAGGCAGGUGCGCACUGCUAAGCUGUGGAACGACUGGGUGUGCAAUACAGGUUGUGCUGUGUGCUGUG